This is a messenger RNA of Phasianus colchicus (ring-necked pheasant), 5390 nucleotides long. Lineage: Eukaryota; Metazoa; Chordata; Aves; Galliformes; Phasianidae. The record is from RefSeq and is a predicted model, not a curated record.
CAAGACCCGGAAGCGGCGCCGGGAGCGGAGCGAGCCCCGCGUACCGGGAGCCCCUCCCCCACCCCGCGCCCCCCAGCGCCGAUGGCGGCGACCGCCGGAACCCCGCGACCCCCGGAGCCGUGAGGGGGAACCCAGGAACCAUAGGGACCGCGGGGACGCUGCGUUGGGCCGCGCCCGGGCUCGGGGGGCUGCGGACGCGCAGCAUCAUGGAGGCACGGACCCGGCGGCUCGCCACCACCCUGAUGGACGCCACGACGGACAAGGAGCCGCUGGUGCAGGAGCAGAUCUACAACGCUCUGUGCUACCUGGGGGAGGCCGAACCCGAGGAGAUCCUGCACUGCUGCGACGAGUAUCUGCGACAGCACGACAAGCUGGCCUACCCGCACCGCGUCAUCAUCCUGAAGGCGAUGGAGACGGUAGUGAAGAACAACAUCUCCAGCUUGGAUAAAAGCACGGCGAAGGUGGUCAUCUUCCUGGCCUCCAACGAGAUGACCAAAUCGAAGGAGGUGGUCUGGGAAUGGCAGCAGGCAGCCAGCAGCGUGCUGGUGGCGGUCGGGCAGCGCUUCAUCAACAAAGUGAUGGAGGAGGUGCUGACCAAGUUCCAGCCGGGCAUCCUGCCGCAUUACUUCGUCAUGCAGACCUUUGCCAACCUGGCGGUGUCCAACGUGUUCGGGAUGGUGCCUUUCCUCAACUCCAUCCUGGGGACCAUGCUGCCCAUGCUGGGGAUGGCCAAGCAGGACCACAUGAAGUCUGUCUUCUGCUAUGCUCUGCAGCACUUCAGCGAGAGCAUCCAGGAGUACGUGGCCAACCUGGACCAGGCCCCUGACCCCACGGUCAGGAAGGACACUUUCUGCAAUGAGAUCUUCAGCGCCUACGAGGUGCUCUUCAACAGCUGGCUGCAGCACCGCGAGCCCAAGCUCCGGCUGGCGGUGGUGGAGGCUCUGGGAGCCAUGAGCUACCUGAUGCCCGGCGAGAAGCUGGAGGAGCAGCUCCCAAAGCUGAUCCCAGCCGUCCUCUCCCUCUACAAGAAGCACACGGAGUCCUUCUACAUCUCCAAGAGCCUCUGUCAGAUCCUGGAAGCCUCUGUUGACAUCGGCAGCCGCAGCCUGGAUGUGCAGCUGGACGCGCUGCUGGGCACCCUGCACCCCCAGAUCUGCUCUCCUGCCGACCCGGCUGUGCCCCUGACCGUCAAAAACCACACAGAGGUCCUUCGGUGCUUCACUGUGCUUGCCUGCUCCUUCCCUGACCGAGUGCUGACCUUCCUCCUCCCAAAAUUGGAGAGCAGCAGUGAGAGGACGCGCGUCGGGACGUUGCUCAUCAUGAGGCAGAUCAUCAACAGUGCCCCCUCUCAGAUGGAGAUUAAAAAGCCCUUUAUCCUUUCUUCAAUGAAACUUCCCCUUCAAGACAGCAACAACAAGGUGAGGCGUGCCGUGGUGCAGGUGAUCAGUGCCAUGGCUCACCACGGCUACCUGGAGCAGCCCGGUGGGGAGGCCAUGCUGGAGUUCCUGGUGCGGCAGUGUGCCCUGCCCUCAGAUGUGCCCCAGAAGCCGCUCCCAGAUGCAGAUGACCCCACGAGCGACAGCGUGCGGAGCAUCAGCGUCAGCACGCUCCUCCUCCUCAGCACCACUGUCGAUCGGAUGAACAAUGUGCUGUGGCCGUACCUCCUGGAGUUCAUCACCCCCGUGCAGUUCACCAACGCGCUGACUCCCAUCUGCAAGAGCCUCAUGCAUUUGUCCGUGAAGAAACGAGAGGAGGGAGGGAAUGCAUCCCUGAUCCCAUACGACCUCAACGGAAAUCUUCCUUCGCCCCACGCCCUGACGACACGGUUGCUGGUGGUGUCCUCCCGGCCGUACACCGGGGACGGUCGGGGUGCAGCAGCCCUGCGGCUCCUGCAUGCGUUGUGCUGCAGCGUCCACCCUGCCCUGGAGCAGCUCUGGAGCAAAAGGGUUCCUCUGCUGGUGGAGCGCAUCGAGGAGAACACUGAGAAGUCGCUGCACCUGGAGGAGUGGGAGGAGGAGCUGCUGCUGCUCCUCCAGGAAACACUGGCAGCCGUUUCAGACAACGCUUGGAUCUGCCACUUUGUGACAGAGAUGUGCCGGCAGCUGAAUGGCUACAAUGGAUUCCCCACCGAGAAGAACUUUCUGUACAAGUGCAUUGGGACGACGCUCGGGGCGUGCGUGAGCAAGGAGUUGGUCCAGAAACAGCUGCAGGAGCUGCUGGAAACGGCCCGGUACAACGAGGAGGCAGAGUGGGAGGGACUCGCUUCCUGCUUUGGGAUAUGUGCAAUAAAUCACCUGGAGGAAACGCUGGCCAAGCUGGAGGAUUUCGUGCGGUCCGAUGUCUUCAAGAAAUCCGUGGGGCUGUUCAGUAUUUUCAAGGACCGCAGCGACCACGAAGUGGAGAAGAUCAAGAGUGCCCUGAUCCUGUGCUACGGCUUCGUGGCCGCGCACGCUCCCAGGGAGCUGCUGCUGUCCCGCCUCGAGGCCGACAUCCUGAAGAACAUCUCCCAGUACUUCAGCACCAAGGUUCUGGGGAUAAAGGUAGAGACCAAGGACCUGACCCUGAAGCUGUGCCUCAUCCGGAGCAUCGCCAUGAUCAGCCGGGCCGUCCGUGGCAGCACCAAAUGCAGCACUGACUUUGUUUUGGGUCGCAAAGCCGAACUCAUGGCACAGAUGGUGGAGUUCAUCAAAGCAGAACCGCUGGACUCGAUGCGGACACCAGUGCGGCAGUGGGCGAUGGUCACCUGCACCCACCUCGUCCUCCUGGAGCCCCAGCUCAGCGACCCCGACCGCACAGAGCUGAUGGACGCGUGCCUGGCCGGCGUCCUGGCGCUGCCCCCAUUGGACUCACAUUGGGACCGCGAUGGGGAUGGCGGCGAUGCGCCCUACAGCGAGGAGCUGUUUGCAGACACCCUCGGUGCCCUCCAGGAGCUGCUGAAGACCCUCCUGCAGCGCAGCCUGACCCCACACGGCCUGCAGGACAUGUUUGCGCACUUGGGCCCGUGGAUCAAAUCCAGCAAGCAGCACGAGCGGCAGCGUGCCGUGGAGCUCAGCGCCGCGCUGCUGGACUUCUACCUGGGCAGGCUCAACGUCAGCGUAAGUGUGCCUCAGCGGGCCUGCCUGUGUGUCCCAGUGCCAUCCCACUGCCAUCCCAGUGCUGUGCCCUUGUAUCCCAGUGCCAUCUGGUGUCAUCCCAGUGCUGGCCCUGUCACUGCUCUGCCUGCAGGGUUUGCUCGGGACCACCGGGAUGAGAUGGUGGAGGGACUGAAGGCACUGAAGAGGGGUCUGGAGGAGCCUGACUUUACUGUCCUGUUCCGCACCUGCACCAACAUUGCCAAGGUGAUUGGGAAGCGUGUCCCCCCAGACCAGCUGAUGAGCCUCCUGCUCUCCAUGUUUGAGGGGCUGGCAGACCCCGACAAGAACUGCUCCCGUGCGGCCACCGUCAUGAUCAACGCGCUGCUCAAGGAGCGGGGGGCGGUCCUGCAGGACAAGGUGCCCGACAUCAUGAGCAUCAUCCACGGCAAGCUGCAGGAGGUAGAUGAGGAGCACGUGCACAAGGCAGCCCAGCAGACGGUGUACAUCCUGGCAGCCCAGCACACCGGCGUGGUGGUGUCCAGCCUGCUGGGCAGCGCGCUGCCCUUCGACAGCCACACGUGUGCCAUGUGGCGAGCCCUGGCCGCGGAGCCCAGCCUGACGGCGCAGAUCCUGGAGCAGCUGCUGGAGAAGGUGACGCGGGACGUGCCCUACAAGGAGAGCAGAGCCUUCCUGCUGGGCGGCAGCUCGGAGCGCGUGGCCACGCCGCUGCCCAUGGCCGCCACAUGUGCUCUGCAUGAGAUCAUGUCUGCACCGGAGUCUGGGCCGGCGGUGCUGGGGCUCUACGCGCCUCUCUUCGUGACCCUCCUGCUGCGCGUCAGCUGCACCGUGGGUGUUCAGCUACCGAAGAGCCUGCAGGGCAGGGAGAGGAGGAGCAGCAGCCACGCGGCCGUGUCGCGCAGCCUCCAGCCCUGCAGCUGUGCGGUGCAGACUCUGCGGGCCAUGCUGGCACGGGGUGGCAGUGAGGCUGUGGCCACGGCUGUGGGCGGUGCUGGAGGAUGGGAGCUGAUGGAGAACCCUGAGCGGCACCACGAGGGCGUCACUGUGCUGGCUGGCUCCAUGGCACGGCAUGCUGGCCCCCGCCUGCCUCUCAUUGUCAAGAGCCUCAUCCCCACACUGAGCAGCGCCUUCGACAGCCAACGCAUCACUGCCACCGCCUUCCUGGCUGAGCUGCUGAGCAGUAACGUGGUGAACGACCUGAUCCUGCUGGAGAAUGUGAUGCACAGCAUGACGGGGCGGCAGAAGGACCCGUGUCUGCUGGUGCGCGUGCUGGCGCUGCGGGGGCUGGGCAACAUCGCCGUGGGGGCACCCGAAAAGGUGCAUAAGCAUGGGGCCAAGCUGCUGGCAUCCAUGGUCAAUGGCAUGGAUGACAGAGAUGACCCCAACAACCUGGUGGCCCUGGAGGCCAUGACCAGUCUGUCCAAGCUCCUGGAGCACCUGGAGGAGAGGGACGUGCAGGCCACGCUCCUGCACAUCGCCAUCAGGAUCCGGCCCUUCUUUGACAGCGAGCAGCCCGACCUCCGCCGCUCAUCCAUCGUGCUCUUUGGCAACCUGACCAAAUUCAGCGAGGGUGACUGCGAGGCGUUCUUCGAGCAGAUCCUCAACGGGCUGGUGACGCUGCUGCUGCACCUCCAGGACCCCAAACCCGAGGUCGUCAGGGCCUGCAAGUUCGCUCUGCGCAUGUGCGGCCCCAGCAUGGGCUGUGAGGGGUUGUGUGACAUGUUCCUGAACCACCUGCGGGAGGACCGGAGCCUGCACUACGGCGAGUUCAUGAACAAUGUCUGCAAGCACCUGAUGCAGAGCUACCCGGAGAUGCUGAACCGUCUGGUUCUGACCAACCUCUUCUACUUCAAGAGCUCCUGGGUGGACAUCCGAGCAGCUGCGCCCAUGUUCAUCGGGUUCCUCGUGCUGCACGUGGGGGAGGACCACUGCCACCAGGUGGACCUGGAGCAGCUCAUCUCGGCCCUCAACCUCCUCCUGAAGGACCCGGUCCCCGCCGUCCGCAUGAAGGUGGCAGAGACCCUGGGCCGCCUCGUCCGCAUCCUCUGACCCCACGCAGCGCUAUGGGGUCGCAGCCCCACAGCCACCGCCACGCGCCCCCCACGGGCCCCGCUCCGCAGCGCCAUCGUCUUCCUCCGCUCCCCCCAGAGCCCGGGAUGGGCACAGCAGGUGAACGGACCCCUGUGUGGUGGGUGGGUGGGGGGUCCCAGGAAUGUGAGCGUCCCCAAACACACCUGUACAUAAACUUAUUUUUCGAUAAUAAAGCUCUUUCUUUGCUCCUGGCUGGGAGGUGGUGUG